This is a messenger RNA of Marasmius oreades (fairy-ring Marasmius), 2466 nucleotides long. RefSeq lists its product as uncharacterized. The record is from RefSeq and is a predicted model, not a curated record. The coding region runs from base 62 to 1603 and encodes 513 amino acids. The transcript is spliced from 17 exons. Gene Ontology annotation, molecular function: transmembrane transporter activity. Lineage: Eukaryota; Fungi; Basidiomycota; Agaricomycetes; Agaricales; Marasmiaceae. Gene Ontology annotation, cellular component: membrane. Gene Ontology annotation, biological process: transmembrane transport; amino acid transport.
CGGCCGGUUUCAAUGAAGGUCUGGUUCCUCUCCCCUCAAAGAAAGCCCUUCACGUUCAAGGAUGAGCGAAACAGAUCGUCGUGCAGCUGAAGGUUUACUCCAGCUCGGAUACCAACAACAAAUGACAAGGAGAAGGAAUCUUUGGGAGACCUUGUUUAUGAGCCUCGCCAUCCUAGCAAUUCCUUUUGGUUUAUCAACUACGAUAUUCACGGGUCUCGUUGCUGGUGGACCUGCUACGAUAUUUUGGGGAUUCGUCCUCGUGGCAUGUCUGAUGCUCCCAAUCGGAGCAUCUCUAGCGGAGAUAUCUGCAAAAUACCCCACCUCCGCAGGCGCGUACUAUUGGUCCUUCAGAUUGGCUUCUCCUAGAAGUCGGGUUUUAUUAUCCUGGAUAAACGGGUGGCUUCAUGUCGCUGGAUGUUGGACUGUCAGCUUAUCUGUCACUUUCGGAACAACUCAACUGUUGAUCGCGGGUAUCAAUACUUUCCACUCGGAAUGGGUCGCAACUACAUGGCAGACGUACCUUAUGCUGGUCGGGGUUACCUUUGUAUUCACCGGAAUUGGGAUUGUCUUUAACAGCCUAUUGCCGAAAAUCGAUGUGUUAUCUGCGUAUUGGACACUUUUUGGUACUAUUGUUACUAUGAUUUGUCUUUCUGUCAAAGCAGGCGCCGGGCGCCGCUCAGCUGCAUUCGCAUUUGGAUUUUUCGAUGCGUCAAAUUCGGGGUGGACCCCAGGGUGGUCAUUUUUCAUUGGGCUUUUACCUCCUGCGUUCGCUUAUUCCGCCAUUUGUUUAAUUGCAAGUAUGGCCGAAGAAGUCCAUAAUCCUACCGUUGACCUCCCUCGAGCGAUAUUUUGGCAAAUUCCUAUCGGGCUUGUGAACGGAAUAGUGUUUUUGCUACCGAUUAUGUUCACGCUUCCGGAUAUCUCGACCUUGCUCACUGUCCCUGGUGGUCAACCAAUCGGUGUUAUAUAUACGAUGGUUAUGGGUUCCAAGGCUGGAGGAUUCGGUAUUUGGAUCAUCCUCUUCGGUAUCGGUGUCUUCUGUGGAAUAUCCAUCCUCUGCGUAGCCUCCCGCGCCACCUGGGCAUUCGCUCGCGACAAAGCUAUUCCCUUCCACCAAACCUUCUCCUACAUACCCCCCGGAAUCGACGUACCCCUCAACGCCUACGCCUUAUCAACUCUAAUCCAGCUCCUCCUCGGUCUCAUCUACUUGGGCUCAUCCACAGCUUUCAACGCCUUCGUAGGAGUAGCCGUGAUGUGUUUAGGCGCAAGUUACGCGUUGCCCAUCGCGAUUUCACUUGCAAACGGGAGGAAGGAUGUGAAGGAUAGUCCGUAUCCUUUGGGUAGGUGGGGGGUGGUGUUGAAUGUGAUUGCGGUGGCGUGGGUUGCGUUUGAGAUUGUGUUGUUUUCGAUGCCUCCGGUGAUUCCAGUUACGAUAGUUACGAUGAAUUAUGCGUCGGUGGUGUUUGUUGGGUUUGGAGUGAUUAGUGCGGGGUGGUAUAUGAUUAGUGGUAGAUAUCACUAUACUGGACCUCCUGAUCCAUCUCAAGUCGAGGAGAAACAUGAAGGGUCUCCGGAGGGUAGCACGAAAGACGUCGCCAAUUAGACGGAUCAGACCACUCGGUGUGAUGUACUCAGGUGUAUUUUAAGCUUACUAGGUUGAACAUGGAUGCUGUACGGCCUUAGCGGGCCAGUCUUUAUCUUUUGCAUCCCUUCCCCUUCAAACAAGUCAAGGGGGUACUUGCAUUACAGCGAAAAUAUAGAUCAAAGAGGAAAGCGCUGUUCUUGGGCGUACUAAGGAGAAAAAAGAGUAGAAGGAGUACAGGAGAGGGGAAGGAUAGCCACAUGAAGCUGGUUUAGAUUAGUCCUUUUCUAUCACAGCGGUUGGAUAUGAGAAUAUCGCGCUUCAAAGAUAGAGCUUCUCGGUCCAUCUCUUCUUACGGUAGCAUUUCCGUUGCGUUGAAAAGUCCCAUUAUCCUCAGCCGUUGACCAGCAUCCAGGUGCUGCAAACCGGAUCGCUCCUCCCUCCCCGGCUUCCUGACUGCCUGUCACCCAGGGAUGUCGAAGUCAACGCGCUCGAUGCUGGGCUUGCCCUAAGCAUAUCCGUCUAGGAUGUCCGGCGGUCUCAAUUCGCGUGGACGAAGCCAGCAGGAGUCAGAGAAUCACUACUGCACAUCCUCAAUUCUCCCCAUCGAUGAAUUCCAUCGCAACCAGCUUCAGACCAAAGGAUGCCCCAACUUCGAGCUCGAAACGGUCAUAGUGCCAUCCGAGUGACAAGCCGAGCGAACCAAUUGAAGUCGGGAGCGAGAGGUAUUCAGUCAGAACUUGUAAGUUGUGCUGGCAACGCGCCGCUCAGCGGCCAUGGAAGAAUGAAAAGAAGAAAAGGAUGGGGAGAUUGAUAUCGAGGCCUGCCUGAGAGAUGGCAACGAGGGAUCUCCCUCCUCUUUAUCUCCACAAUCGUUGUUAUUU